This is a messenger RNA of Aspergillus pseudotamarii, 2735 nucleotides long. It is a transcript of the gene irs4, whose product is annotated as protein irs4. Gene Ontology annotation, molecular function: protein binding. Lineage: Eukaryota; Fungi; Ascomycota; Eurotiomycetes; Eurotiales; Aspergillaceae. The transcript has a single exon. The coding region runs from base 370 to 2064 and encodes 564 amino acids. The record is from RefSeq and is a predicted model, not a curated record.
UUUGGUUUGCUAAGUAGAAUGUAGUAUGCCAUGAGCUGCUCGGUUAAUAUAUGGUUACUAUUGCGAUUUUCAUACAAAGUACUCUGUACUCCGUAGUAAAAUGCUCCUCCUCGAGCGGUCCAGAACUACUAUUUCCGUAGAUGGUUAGCCGAUUACCUGGUCUAGACUAGCCCCGCAGAUGACUUCUUAGCAGAGCUCAAUUUGUUGUCUUUAAUUUGUUGCCGUAGGUACAAACAUCAGUUCUCUCCAGGUAUUUAUAUGCAUGAGUGGAUCAAGUAUGCCUUUUUGGGAUCUCUUAGUAUUUGUAUGAAACGUAUAGCACUGCACAUCUUCCCUUGACAUCUCAACGACUUCAAUCGGGUCUCAUGAAUGGCGUCGCCCGCUCCGAAUCAGCGGGUAGCUCCCCAUUUAUCUCCUGGCCAUGUUCAUAAUUCUGUGACAGCUUUGCAAGGUGCUACCACUGCCUUUCGUACAAGCGCUUCUAGAAGCAAUUCGCCUGCAGUCGCCCACAGAACCGGAGAAGCCGCUGAUAUCAACAGCUAUGAUCUCGGCCCGGAUCCCCGUCCCGAUAUUGAAGCCGAAGUGCCACCCGAAGUUGGUUCCGUAAAGGACAAGAUCGGAAGGUAUACUGCCCAUUCUCAGAAUGCUCUCGAGAGCGUUCGAAAGAGCCCAGCAACUUUUAGACCGGAAUCCCCUCAGCAGAUCGCCGCCCGGUUUGCUGCGGAACAUCUCCCUCUGCAUAGGAAAAAUACAGCACCAACCACAGAUAGUGGUGUGAUACGAGGCACAAAUGGACACCAGCCAAAGAACGAUAAUAACGUACGAGAUGUGAAAGCGUUCAGGCCAAGCUCAGCCGAGAGCGUCGCAACGAAUAAUAAUCCGAUCGGGCGACACUCACGGGAUGAGGAAGCUGGGCCGACUCGAGAUUUAUCUAUCCGUCGAAAGCCGAUCAUACAACCACCUAAUACACCUCUAGACUCUACGCGACAUGCAGUGGCAAAGUCACGUCCAAUACCCCCAGCACCUCGAAAAUCACGACUAGUCACAGGCGGCCCAGGGUCAGCGGAACCUGCCACCAGAAGCGGGCAGCCCAGUGAAUUGAAGGCCUCCCUCGAGUCACUAAGUCCUUGCUCCUUCGGCCCCUCCAAGGAUAUAUCUACCUCAUCAAAUGAGAAAGCUCCUGCAUUGCCUCCACGGCCUGGCGGAUCACCCACGCCUAACGGUGGUUUAAGUAAUCAUCGAGCCCUUCUGGCGAAGAAUGAUGUCCCAAGCCGAUCAUUAAGCCCGACUGCUUCGUCGAUUUACGAUCGACGACGUAAUAGCAGUACUCCGAGUGUGCUUGAUGAUUCUACUAGUUUGAGUGAAGGCGCCCUUUCAGAUGCAAUUGUCGCAUCAUCAUUGGCAUCCUCCCGAGCACCACCUACAAGAAAGGAUCCACCACCUCCCCCUCCGCACCGACAACCAAGGUCGCGCUCAAUAUUACGUCUUCACAACAAUGGGAGAGAGUUUUCCCAAUCUCGGAGCCCAUCCAGCCCUUUGCGACAUACACUCCGAAACCCUGCUAAGCCCGACGAUGAAGAUGAUAGUCACCACCGACAUAGAACACAUAUCAUACGGAAACAUCCACAUAAACAUCACGAAGGCGAUCGGAAGAGAUGGCGGAGCGAGCUUACGGAAAAGGAGAGAAAACGCUACGAGGGCGUAUGGGCGGCCAAUAAGGGGCUCCUCGUUCCUACCAAAGAAGAAGUGGACAGGCAAUGUUCCGAACAUGAUCCACUGCGAGACAUAUGGCCUUCAAAUGCCUCGGAGAUGGUAGUGAACAGCGUGGUUCGAGACAUCUGGUCUCGGAGUCGCCUCCAAUCCUUCGUGCUGGAGCAGAUCUGGGAUCUAGUUGAUACACAAAAGAUUGGGCUCCUAACAAGAGAGGAAUUCGUUGUUGGGAUGUGGUUGAUUGAUCAGCAAUUGAAGGGACACAAACUGCCUGUGAAAGUUCCGGACAGUGUCUGGGGCAGCGUGAAGCGUGUGCCUGGGAUUAGUUUACGCGAUAUUGACUUCCAUUCCUGACGUGGCGGUGGGCUCCAUUCCAUAUCAUUCGUAAAGGAUGAUCCAGAUAUGGAGGACAGUAAUUCUAUUUCGAGAGCAAUACUACCUCAGUAGUUAGAGUAAGAACCUAGUUCGCACUAGUCGGAUCGGACAUUACUAGUUGCCUGUACGGUAGUGUCAACAUGACCCGCCUUGGAUUGAUUUGAUAGGUAUCUUCAGCUGACCAGAAUGUGCGUAUCACGGUGAAUACUCGGAGAUAAUCGGGCUCCAGUGUAUCCUUGCGUACGGACGGGAGUCGACAAAGGUUGCCGACCGGAUAUCUCCAUUCUGGACCGGAAUGCAUCCGGGAAUGGCGUGUCGUGUACCUCCUACUAGUAGUACCUACCUUAAGUUGGCGCGGGCCUUCAUUCAAUUAGAGUUCACCUAAGGCGUGUCGAUCGAUUAGUCCUCCUUUGCCCCGAGAUCUCCAAGGCACAAGCUAACCAUUCUGGCGCCUUGUUAUCAAAUCGAUCUAUCGAUCUCCCUGGGUCACUUGGCUUUUCGUUCGCUCACCCCUUUUAUCUCACCUAUUCGUUCUUGUACAGGGCAGGGAGGAAAGAUGUGAAUUGAUCAUUCGCAGACAUGAUAAAUGAGGGGAUAAUCGUGAUUAACUUGGGUUGUGUGUGUGUGUGUGUGUGUGUGUGUGUGUGUGU